GGGGGGAGAGCGGCCUGUGCUGCUGCAGUUGGAGGGUGUCAGAUUUCUGAAUUGUAGAUGCUGUGAGGGAAGGCGAGAGACAGGGAGCAGGAAUCCACUCAGUCACUCACUGAAGCUCACGGGGGUCACACACAAACACAAAGGCAACUGCAUGUGAGGAGACAAAGGCUUGGGGGACCCACACUGGCGACUACAGACAGACUGAUGCCACCGGCACAGACAGAAGCCCAACUGCAAAUGAGCAAAAUGGUGUGUUUAGACUGACAGCAGGGAGGAGAGACUGCGGCACAGUAUAGUUACCACUCAUGGUGCACUCAUAGGGCCACACUGUAAGGGCCACUCUUGGAGCAGCACCCCCCGAGGAACAUAUUCACAUGGUUCCCUCAUAGGAGCACCCGUCUGUGCCAGGCCAUGAUACUGCGUCCAGCUGUGGGCACCCUCUGAAACCUUCUUCUGCGAGGGACACGUGCAAAUAUUGCCCCCCGCACAAUGAUCGACACUGGCAGUUUAACUCCCCGCAGCACUCCCAGUAACUCCCCUGCUGUGCGGAGGCGUCUGGUGAGCAGCGAAGUUGACAGUAUGGUAGAAAGAGGAUCAGAAGGCUCCGCAGAGCAGACCCCCAACACUUUAACUCCAACUUUACUUCAGUCUGCAACUGUGCCAGGGAACCAGGGCAAUGCCCAGCAACCCACCCAAACCAACUCCCAGCCUGGAACCCCACUCACAUCUCAACUCAGUGGGCGAGGAUUCAUACGGAACAACAAGAAGAUGCAGAGCUGGUACAGUAUGUUGAGCCCCACUUACAAGCAGCGAAACGAAGAUUUUCGUAAGAUUUUUAAGAAACUUCCAGAUUCUGAGCGUCUCAUUGUUGACUACUCCUGUGCUCUGCAGAAGGAUAUCUUACUUCAGGGAAGACUUUAUUUAUCAGAGAACUGGAUCUGUUUUUAUAGCAACAUUUUUCGCUGGGAAACCACGAUCAUGAUUCAGCUGAAGGACAUUCAAUGUAUCAAGAAGGAGAAGACGGCCAAGCUGAUCCCCAACGCUAUUCAAGUUUGCACUGAAACUGAGAAGCACUUUUUCACCUCCUUUGGUGCCCGAGAUCGCUCAUUUCUGCUGAUUUUCCGCCUCUGGCAAAAUGCUCUUCUGGAUAAGACCCUGUCCCCGCGGGAGCUGUGGCACAUUGUACACCAGUGUUACGGGACUGAGCUGGGACUGACCAGUGAGGAUGAAGAUUAUGUGUCAUCACGUGACCUGCUGAACGGUUUAGGGGGGAGUGAAGAUUUCCCUGAGAGUACAGACCUGAGUGACACUUCCUCGCGUGGUGAAAUCAAACUCAGCGCCAGCCCCCAGCUGCCCCCAGCCGACUCCUUCACCUCUCUCACCGACGGCAUGAUAACCCCAGCGGAAGAUGCGGCCAGCCAAUCAGAUGCCCAGUCGGACUCUCAGUUGGAAGGCUCCUCCAGUCAGACGGUGACUCCUCUCUCGGAGAUGGCUAGCUCGGGGCUCCUGGACUCCCUUCCUGCUCUGGAUUUAUUGGCCAGCGAAGAAUUGCCCACUGAUCCCAGUAACAGUUCCACCCCCAGCUCUACUCAGGACGAGGAAGCCAGUACUGUGCCUAAAGACACCCCCUCGUCGGACCUCACAGGCAGGCUACAUAUCAAUGCCGUGUAUCACAUCAGUGCUGAGCACCUGCAGCACUCACUGACCACUGACACACAAUUUAUGCAGGAUUUCAUGGAGCAGCGGAAAUUCACAGACAUCACAGUGAAUCCCUGGAUGAGGGACAGCAGUGGGAAACAGUCUCGUAUAAUUCAUUACACAAUCCCCAUCAAUAACCCUCUGGGGCCCAAAUCUGCCCCCGCUGUGGAAACUCAGACUCUGCACAGUGUGAAGGGAUCGGUGUGUACCCUCAAUACCCAGGUUAUAACUCAGGGGAUCCCGUACCAGGAUUAUUUCUACACGUGUCACAGGUAUUGCAUCAGCAGCGUGGGCAAGAACAAGGCCCGACUCAGGGUUUCCUCUGAGAUUUGCUACAGGAAACAACCGUGGAGCCUGGUGAGAGCCAUCAUAGAGAAGAACUCCUGGAAUGGCAUGGAGGAGCACUUCAGUCUGCUGGCCGAGGCUGUGGUGAAGCUGGAGCAGUCGUGCAUGGAGGAGAUGGGGGGCAGGGAGAAGCCUGUCCUGCGACGGAGGAAGCGCACUCUGAGCUGGAAGGCGCAUCACAACGACACCAUUAACACCGCUGCCCCCCAACUGGAAAGUGAAAGGGUGUCGCGUAACUCCAGGGUUUCAGGCAGCAUCUCCUCUCAUCUCUCCCAACUCUCCAACAGGGACACGUCCAGCAACAUCCCCAACGCUCUGUUUGUUAUCAGUAUUGUGCUGCUGGUCCUGGUGAUUCUGAACUUGAUGCUCUUCUAUCGCCUCUGGUCUCUGGAGCACACGGCUCGGACAUUCCAGACGUGGCAAAACUACGCCGUGUCCCAAGGGAGGUUCCCCCAGAGUUCCGCAGAGUGGGCCGAGAUCCUCGAGCUACAGAAACGGUUCCACGACUCAGAGGUGCAGAAAUGGAAGCAGACGCUCCGAGCCUCCGUGCAGCUGCUGGAUCAGAUGAGGAUGUCUCUGCAGAGACUACAGCAGGGGGUCCUGAUGGCCGAUUCUGCUUCAGAACCUCACGAGGAAGACGCCCUGUCAUGAAAGGCAACUGCGAGAAUCUUAUCCUUUGAGACACUGAGUAAAGGAGUGGAUUCAGUCCUCGGAGGAGACAGAGAUUAGGUUGAUAAAUCCAAUGCCCUCUCAGAAGAGAGUAUCUCGUAUGGAUCAAACUGAGGACUAACAAACUGCAGCGAUUAGAGUGCUGGGAACUGACACCCUGCAGCGAUUAAAGUGCUGGCAACUGUCAGCUGCAGGGUGGAGUCACCUAUUUACUCACCCUGUUGGUAUUAGAGUGCCAGUUACUGGAUAUUAGACUGCUCCAGGCUUACGUGCAGCUUAUCUGAGCCAUCUUGUGUUGAGAGUGUAGAAGGUUAGACUCAAGUUUGCCUCCCUCCUGCUAUUGUGCAGCCUCCAGCAUGUUGAGUCUUGUCGCUCACAAUACCUGGGGCCCCGGAGCCUCACAGAUGGUGACCCCCCUCGUGCUUGGGGGGGGGUGCAGUUAUAUUUAUUUAUAUAUCAUUGGAUAUCAGUGUUUAUGGGGCGUGGCCUCACUUUCAAUUGUGUCUAGCCAAUGGGAUUAGCCCUGUUAUGGUGUGUGGUCACAGUUCAUACACUGGUGUUAUUAGGGGGGAUCUAUUGACUUUAUAUAGCGAGUGCGACUAUAGGCUCUUUUGCACUGUACAUUUAUGGGAUCCGUUAUCCGGAAACCCAUUAUCCAGAAAAUUCCGAAUUACGGAAAGGCCGUCUCCCAUAGACUCCAUUAUAAUCAAUUAAUCAAAAUUUUGAAAAAUGAUUUCCUUUUUCUGUGUAAUAAUAACAGUCGCUUGUACUUGAUCCCAACUAAGAUAUAAUUAAUCCUUAUUGGAGGCAAAACCAGCCUAUUGGGUUUAUUUAAUGUUAAUAUGAUUUUCUAGUAGAUUAUAUAGUAGUAUAUUUAUAGUAGACUAAUGGUAUGAAGAUCUAAAUUAUGGAAACAUCUGUUUUCUGGAAAAUCCUAGAUCCCGCGCAUUCUGGAUAACAGGUCCCGUACCUGUACUGUUAUGUUUAUUUUUUCCCCGCUCUCUCCUAUAUUUAUCGUGCACACAGGGUCCGAAAAUGAGGAUCCUCUAUGUAUCCUUUACUAUAGGCUGCCCAGCGCACAGUUCCUGUACCAGUUAGUACAUAAGGGUGUGAGUAUUUGCAGCCUUUACUGGAGGGCGGGG
Messenger RNA from Xenopus laevis (African clawed frog), 3854 nucleotides. It is a transcript of the gene gramd1a.S, whose product is annotated as GRAM domain containing 1A S homeolog. The record is from RefSeq and is a predicted model, not a curated record. Bases 490 to 2694 code for a protein of 734 amino acids. The transcript has 19 exons. Lineage: Eukaryota; Metazoa; Chordata; Amphibia; Anura; Pipidae.